This is a messenger RNA of Pichia membranifaciens NRRL Y-2026, 516 nucleotides long. RefSeq lists its product as hypothetical. The record is from RefSeq and is a predicted model, not a curated record. The transcript has a single exon. Gene Ontology annotation, molecular function: RNA binding. Bases 1 to 516 code for a protein of 171 amino acids. Lineage: Eukaryota; Fungi; Ascomycota; Pichiomycetes; Pichiales; Pichiaceae.
AUGUCGCAGCUGCCGUACGACGUGACGAAGGAACAGCUGAGCCAGGCAUUUGAACGCUACGGGCCCAUCGAGGAGCUGCAUCUGCAGAUGGCGGCGGAUCGGGAACACACGAAGGGCCACGGGCGGAUGGUGUUUGCCGACGAGCGGAAUGCCCGACGGGCUGCGGUGCAGAUGCAGAGCUACGUGCUGAACAACAUGCCUAUCAAGCUGACGCUCGGGUCGGAGCAGCGGAGAGGGCAGGCAACGAGGUACGACGUGGUGAUGCUGAGAAACUUGCCGCAUGAUGCUUCGGAGGACGAGCUGAUGAAGGUGUUGCGGCCGUACCAGGCGUUGCGGGUCGGCCUGCCACGUUCGCCGGUGACCCAGGAGAGCCUGGGGUACGGGUACGUGCGGUUUGGGUCGGCAGAGGCUGCCGAGAGGGCUGUCCGGGAGCUGAAGGGAACUAGCGUGGGCGGACGAAGGCUGCGGCUGCAUGUGGCAGAGCCCAAGAAGCACCACUACCGCUUCAUCGUGUGA